This is a messenger RNA of Ctenocephalides felis (cat flea), 495 nucleotides long. RefSeq names its product glutamic acid-rich protein-like. NCBI's taxonomy places the organism in Eukaryota, Metazoa, Arthropoda, Insecta, Siphonaptera, Pulicidae. The coding region runs from base 1 to 495 and encodes 164 amino acids. The record is from RefSeq and is a predicted model, not a curated record. The transcript has 3 exons.
AUGAAGUACAUAUUUCUAUAUUGUGUAUAUUUUGUAAUUUUAAUACAAUUUGAAGAAUCUUUAUGUGAAAAUUUGAAAAAACAACAACUUGAAGAUGCAAAUCCUGAAGAAAAAUCAAAUUUCGAAAAAUCUCAACCAGUAAAAUUCAUUGGAGGAGAUCCUUCAGAACCUCAAACACAAAAUGGCAAUCUACUGAAUCAUAUUAAAAAUCCACAUUCAACAGAUGGAAGACCUCAGUUAACAAAAGAUUUCAAAGUUCUGGAACAAGAUUUUGAAGAUCUUCAGGAACAUUUUCGUGAAAAACCGAAGAAGAAACAUAAAUCUAAAAAACAUAAAUCUAAAAAACAUAAAUGUGGAAAGAAGCAUAGAAAGCACAGAAAGCAUAGAAAGCAUAGGAACUAUCAUUAUUUAGAUGAUCUUAAUGAAAUUAUGAAAUAUCUUGAAAUGUAUGAAAAAGAACAUGAACAUGAAAACCAUGACCAUUUAGCAGAAUAA